CGUGUUAAUUUCCAAGCACUUGUUCAUUUCAUUUCAAAGCUUUUUCUAUCAAACAUACAUCUUCUGUUUUUCUUCCCGGGUUUUCAACUUUAACAACCCAAAACCAUUCCCGGUUUCCGGGUCUACCCAUUAAUCCGUCGAUUCGAUUCCACCUCCAACUAGAUAUUAUCAAAUCUGCUUUCACAGUUCCCCACCGAUUCACCCGUCUGUAAGCGCCGCCGUUUUAUAUCUUCAGUCGCCGAUCUAAAAUUUCUAAACUUAAGAUCCUUCCCCGAUCAGCUCACGAUUGAAACGGCGUCGUUGCAGCAAAAAAAAUCAUCGCUUUUAACUUCACACACACGAUUCUUAUUCUCUUUCCCUUUAAAAUUUUUGAUUAAUUUUACUCAAAUUCUUUUUUUUUUUUCUGUUUUCCUUUUAAUAGGACAAUUUUUUUUUUCUAUAAAUUCAAUAAUUCUAGCAUCGAUUCUUCUUCUUUUUUUUCCCUUCGAUUUGAAAUGACGUCGGGGACGAGGCUACCGACAUGGAAAGAACGAGAGAAUAACAAGCGGAGAGAGCGGCGGAGGAGAGCAAUAGCAGCGAAGAUCUUCGCCGGACUUCGGAUGUACGGUAACUAUAAGCUUCCGAAGCACUGCGAUAACAACGAAGUUCUCAAAGCUCUUUGUAACGAGGCCGGUUGGACCGUCGAACCCGAUGGAACUACUUAUCGUAACGGUUGCAAGCCUGUGGAGCGCAUGGAUAUAGUAGGUGGAUCUGCAACAGUGAGCCCCUGUUCAUCUUACCACCCAAGCUCUCGUGCUUCUUACAACCCAAGCCCUGCAUCAUCAUCUUUUCCAAGCCCAGCUUCUUCUUCGUAUAUGGUUAAUCCCAAUGGUGAUGUGAAUUCUCUUUUCCCAUGGCUCAAAAACCUCUCAUCUGCAUCCUCAUCAGCAUCCUCUUCCAAGCGUCCCUAUAGCUAUAUUCAUGGUGGUUCCAUUAGUGCUCCUGUCACCCCUCCAUUGAGCUCACCAACUGCUCGAACCCCACGAAUGAAAAAUGAUUGGGAGGACCAAUCUGUCCUUCCAGGUUGGAGUGCACAACAACAUUCUUUCCUGCCUUCUUCAACUCCCCCUAGUCCUGGUCGUCAAAUUGUUCCUGACCCAGAGUGGUUUUCUGGACUCCAAACCCCUCAUAGCCGACCAACUUCUCCCACAUUCAGCCUUGUCUCCUCAAACCCCUUUGGCUUCAAGGAGGAAGUUUUAGCCGGUGGGGGUUCCCGCAUGUGGACUCCUGGGCAAAGCGGGACAUGCUCACCUGCAAUAGCUGCAGGUUUAGAUCAGACAGCUGAUGUUCCAAUGUCUGAAGUUAUUUCCGAUGAGUUUGCAUUCGGAAGCAAUGCAACAGGGCUAGUAAAGCCAUGGGAAGGAGAGAGGAUUCAUGAAGAAUGUGGAUCAGAUGAUCUAGAACUCACUCUUGGCAGUUCCAAGACUAGGUGAGUUUGUAAGCUCGUUGCAUCAAUUAGCUAAAAUUGACCAUUUUUUAACCUUGUUACCUUAACUGCAGAUAAAAGUCCGUGUGAGAAAAAAAAUCACUGCCCUCUUAGUGUGAACUUCGAUCCCAAUUAUUUAUGCUCUCCGGAAAAAGAAGGGAACAAAAGGGAUCGAGGUGAGCCCGAGUCUGAGCCUUUACUCGCUCUUGUUUUAGUUUUCAUUAAUUUUUGAAAAUUCAACUCUGAAUUAUACAUAUAUAGUUUGUACUGAAGGCACCGAGGUAGUUUCAUAGCCUCGUAACCGGCGGCCCUUCUCUAUUUAGAUCUUAAUUUUCCCAAAAGGAAAGAACCGUUAUACUUGUAUGAUUGUUCUUGGUUUUUGUUUAGGUUUGCCAUUAGAAGAAAUGCCUGAAUGACUGUUUCUCAAUGGCGGAAUCAUUUGUGAGAAUUAGGAUAGGUUAAAGUUUUACCAUUUUCUCGUUGUACAUCGCACACAUUUUAACCUUAUCAUUUUGUCACGCUUUUGAGUA
Messenger RNA from Gossypium raimondii (Peruvian cotton), 1995 nucleotides. RefSeq names its product BES1/BZR1 homolog protein 4. Gene Ontology annotation, molecular function: DNA-binding transcription factor activity. The transcript has 2 exons. Gene Ontology annotation, biological process: brassinosteroid mediated signaling pathway; DNA-templated transcription. The record is from RefSeq and is a predicted model, not a curated record. Lineage: Eukaryota; Viridiplantae; Streptophyta; Magnoliopsida; Malvales; Malvaceae. The coding region runs from base 495 to 1472 and encodes 325 amino acids.